Messenger RNA from Saccharomyces mikatae IFO 1815, 777 nucleotides. RefSeq names its product Yih1p (gene YIH1). NCBI's taxonomy places the organism in Eukaryota, Fungi, Ascomycota, Saccharomycetes, Saccharomycetales, Saccharomycetaceae. The record is from RefSeq and is a predicted model, not a curated record. Gene Ontology annotation, cellular component: cytoplasm. Bases 1 to 777 code for a protein of 258 amino acids. Gene Ontology annotation, molecular function: protein binding. Gene Ontology annotation, biological process: regulation of translational initiation. The transcript has a single exon.
AUGGACGACGAUCACGAACAGUUGGUCGAAGAACUGGAGGCCGUCGAGGCUAUCUACCCAGACCUUCUCUCCAAGAAGCAGGAAGACGGCAGCAUGAUCGCCGUGAAGGUCCCGCAGCACGAAUACAUGACACUGCAGAUCUCCUUCCCAACGCGCUACCCGUCCGAAGAGGCCCCUAACGUUAUUGACGUUAGCGUCUGCACUUCUUUGGCUAAGCGUGACCUCUACGAUACUAAGUACUUGCAGCAUCUGUUCCAGGAAGUCAUGGAUUCCGUGUUUCAUCGCGGAUCCGUAUGUCUGUUCGACUUUCUUACUGAACUCGACGGUGUCUUGUAUGUCGAGCCAGAAGAGGAGACAGAAGUGGUCCUGCAGAGUGACAUUCCUACGGACCCCUUCGAGGGAUGGAUUGCCUCGGACCCCAUCACCGAUAGAGGUUCAACUUUCAUGGCCUUUGCAGCGCAUGUUACCUCCGAGGAGCAAGCCUUUGACAUGCUCGACUUGCUCAAGACAGACUCCAAGAUGCGUAAGGCGAAUCACGUCAUGAGCGCCUGGCGUAUCAAGCAGGAUGGCUGUGCAGCAACAUACCAAGACUCGGAUGACGACGGUGAAACUGCCGCCGGUUCGAGAAUGCUUCAUCUGAUCACCAUCAUGGAUGUGUGGAACGUCAUCGUUGUGGUAGCCCGUUGGUUUGGUGGCGCCCACAUAGGACCUGACCGGUUCAAACACAUCAAUUCCACGGCGAGAGAAGCUGUCAUUAGGGCAGGUCUCGACAAGUAA